AGGAAGCAGCGGCAGCCGCUCCGUCUGCAGUGUCCGGUAUCUCACAGACCCACCGCGGCUGCUACACCAUCCCUCACCGUCUGCUGGAGUGGUAAAACCGGCAAAAGAGCGGCCUUCUCAUCCAGAGUCUUCAACAUUCUAUCUACUUUCUGUCCAUUCUAACUGAGCAAUCACCAUGGCGAAGUUGGCCGGGUUUGGGAAAAUGUUGGUGCGUCGCCGCAUGUUGGACACCAGUGAGGGAGAAACUCGCUUUGCUCGCUGCCUCUCUACUCUGGACCUCAUAGCCCUGGGUGUCGGGGCUACUUUAGGAGCUGGUGUCUAUGUUCUCGCCGGGGAGGUGGCCCGGGAAAAGGCCGGACCAGCCAUUGUGCUUUCUUUCCUAAUUGCAGCUCUGUCCUCUGUGCUUGCCGGAUUGUGCUAUGCCGAGUUUGGUGCACGGGUACCUAAGACGGGGUCCGCUUAUCUGUACAGCUAUGUGACAGUGGGUGAAAUCUGGGCCUUCAUCACUGGAUGGAACCUCAUUCUCUCCUAUGUGAUAGGCACAGCCAGCGUGGCCAGAGCCUGGAGCUCCACCUUUGACAAUCUAGUGGAGCAGAAGAUCUCCACCUUUUUCAUCGAAUCCAUGGCUAUUCCGGAUACUGGAGGAGUCCUUGCGCGAUAUCCGGACCUGUUUGCGCUUAUUCUGAUUCUUUUACUCACUGGCCUGCUGGCGUUUGGUGUGAGUGAGUCGGCACUGGUGAACAAGAUCUUCACAGGGAUCAACCUGGUGGUGCUGGGUUUUGUCAUAAUCUCAGGCUUUGUGAAGGGCGACACAGCCAACUGGAACCUAACUCUGGAGAACAUCAAAAACAACAGAAGCGCUUUGGUACCCGAGGGAACCGACUUCGGCACCGGCGGUUUUGCACCAUUUGGCUUUUCAGGAAUUCUGUCUGGAGCAGCAACCUGCUUCUAUGCGUUUGUGGGUUUUGACUGCAUUGCUACUACAAGUGAAGAAGCCAAAAACCCCCAGCGUUCUAUACCAAUAGGUAUUGUGGCCUCGUUGCUCAUCUGCUUUGUUGCUUACUUUGGAGUGUCUGCAGCCCUUACCUUGAUGAUGCCCUACUACAUCCUGGACACUAAGAGCCCACUGCCUGAGGCCUUCAAAUAUGUGAACUGGGAUCCUGCCCGCUAUAUAGUGGCUGUAGGCUCUCUCUGUGCCCUUUCCACCAGCCUGUUGGGCUCCAUGUUCCCCAUGCCUCGAGUUAUCUUUGCCAUGGCUGAGGACGGCCUUUUGUUCCGCUUCCUCUCCCGCAUGCACAAGAAAACAAAGACUCCUGUGCUUGCCACCAUUGUGUCCGGUGUUGUUGCAGCCCUGAUGGCCUUCUUGUUCGAUCUGGAUGCCUUAGUGGACCUAAUGUCAAUUGGGACCUUGCUGGCUUACACACUCGUGGCAGUGUGUGUGCUCAUCCUCAGGUACCAGCCAGGCAGCCUCAGCUCCAGUGCUGACAAGAUGGUGGAACUGGAGAGGCUGACUGACAAGGACAUCAUGACUGACGGGGACAGUAGAGACGAGCAUGGACAAGCGCUGGAGGGCACCUUCUCUCCCCGACUUCUGCUGCUGCCCAGCUCUCAGUCGCCCACCAAAACAUCAGGCCUCAUCGUAUAUGCCACCACAGCCGUUACUUGUGUGUUCUUCACUCUGUUGUGUAUAGUGUUGGCAUUGUGGGGUGACAGUGUCAUGAAGGGGCAGCCUGUGUGGGUCACUGUCGUGGUUAGCCUGGUUAUCCUCUCAUCCAUCUGCGUCCUCUUCAUCUGGAGACAGCCCCAGAGCAACGAGGUCAUAACCUUCAAGGUGCCUUUGCUUCCUGUGUUGCCUUUGGUCAGUAUCUUUGUUAACAUCUACCUCAUGAUGCAGCUGGAUGGACGAACUUGGAUUCGUUUCACAGUUUGGAUGGUUAUUGGCUUUUUGAUUUACUUUGCAUACGGAAUCAGGAACAGUUCAUCGGCCGAAAAACAUUCUCCCAGGAACUCCGAGCCCACUCUGCAAGGAAAAAAACCUAUUUAUUCAGGGGAUGACAGUGAACUUGAAGCAAACACACCCUAAGAUGGAGAGGUGAAAUUCAUUAUAAAAUUGAAAACUUUCACACUUGCACAUUACAUUGCUGUGUAACCUGUAAAGGGUGGUCCACUUUGUUUGCUUUAUAUUUUUUGUGGGGGGUUAGGCAAAAUCAGUUAAAGUGCAUAAUGGUACACUCUAAAAGUGGAUUACCUCUGGACAGUGUUCAGCAAGUGCCACAAGAUAACUUGAUGGGACAGUGGAGAACCAUUGAUGCUGCUAUUAUUUAGGCUCAAAACCACAUAAACAAAGUGUCAUUGUUCCUGUUAUUUGUUACAGUCUACAGAUCUUUUACAGUACUUUAACAUAGUAAAACAUUAAUGCUAAUUUAAUAAACAUUGAUUCAUAAAAAUGAAUUUUAUGUGACCUAAGAAUGUAAGACUGUGAAUAUUGGAGUUUUCUACAAUUGAGAGAUUGUAUUGCUAAAAAUCUAUAUAUUUAGGUACUAUUUAAAGUCACCAGGCAUUUUGUUAUUUAUUUCAUACUGAUAUCGAAGCAUAUAUUUUGUUUAAAUCCACAAUUAUUUAUAUAUGUGAAUAUGUAAGUGAAAUUAUUCUGUGGAUUUUGGUGUUAUUUUUACAUCAAUGUAGUAUUUCUGUAAUUUGAAGGACAUACUAUGUAUAAAGUUACAUGAUUUCCCCUUAAGAAAAAUGACCAUUCUUAAAGUCUGUUUAAUCUGUUUAGUCUGUUGUAUAAAUGUUUAUACUUUGCAUGGUUAAACAAACACUACUUAACUGUGUAAGUGUGCAGGAUGAUAAAACAUUCAGUUGUGUAUUUUGCCUAGACUGGUACACUAACAGGAAUCAUUUUGUCUAUCUUAGUCAAACUUUUUUAAAGAAAACAUAUUUUAAUAUUAUUUUAUUAAAUAUUAAAUUAUCAACAUUGUUUAAGGAAAAUGUUUGGUGUUUUUGGACCACUUUGUUUUUUCUUUUAUGACCAGUGUGGUUAAUGGGACUUUAUUCUUUAAGUCCUGCUUCAUUUGUAAAUAACUUGUAUUUGGUAUAGUACAUUUAUAUCACAUGUAUAUAUAUAUAUAUAUAAUGUUUACAUAGUUGACUGGAGGUUAUCAAUGCAGUGCCUGCUGUUGUUAGUUAAGAAUCACAUCAGUUGUUACAACAUCUGUUCCCUUUUGUGAUGGGAUAAAUUCAGCACCAUGUAUGUAUGUAUAUAUGUAUGUGUGUGUAUCUUAGUCACUUAAACUGUUACAUACUACAUUUACUAAGACCACAGUGUUAAAAUAUGUAUAUAAAUGUUCUAUAUAAGACAUGUUACAUAAAAAUGCAUUUUAAAAGGUAAAUUA
Colossoma macropomum (tambaqui) is the source of this 3395-nucleotide messenger RNA. RefSeq names its product solute carrier family 7 member 3b (gene slc7a3b). The coding region runs from base 176 to 2083 and encodes 635 amino acids. NCBI's taxonomy places the organism in Eukaryota, Metazoa, Chordata, Actinopteri, Characiformes, Serrasalmidae. The transcript has 12 exons. Gene Ontology annotation, molecular function: amino acid transmembrane transporter activity. Gene Ontology annotation, cellular component: plasma membrane. The record is from RefSeq and is a predicted model, not a curated record. Gene Ontology annotation, biological process: transmembrane transport; amino acid transport.